Messenger RNA from Pyricularia grisea, 2798 nucleotides. RefSeq lists its product as uncharacterized. Bases 168 to 2798 code for a protein of 876 amino acids. The record is from RefSeq and is a predicted model, not a curated record. The transcript has 5 exons. Gene Ontology annotation, biological process: regulation of transcription by RNA polymerase II; DNA-templated transcription. Gene Ontology annotation, cellular component: chromatin. Gene Ontology annotation, molecular function: DNA-binding transcription factor activity, RNA polymerase II-specific; RNA polymerase II cis-regulatory region sequence-specific DNA binding; zinc ion binding. NCBI's taxonomy places the organism in Eukaryota, Fungi, Ascomycota, Sordariomycetes, Magnaporthales, Pyriculariaceae.
UUUGGAACUCCUGACGCGUGUUACAGCAGCGGCUCAUGCGGGGUCCGUACUAAAAUAUUUACGCGUUAACAAUCGCAAAACUACGCGUUGGUUUUUUUUUGACCACCGAGUUUUAAGGUGUCGUCGGUUCGGCAGAGCGACUCAAGGCGCACUAACCCCGGCGGAACAUGGCGUCCGAGCCCGCUAGCCUGAGAUGUGAGCACUGCGGAGAGACGUUUCUGCGGAAAGAACACCGGGACCGGCAUCUGAGGAGGCACUCUGGAAUCAAGCCAUUCCAGUGCGACGUUUGCGACAAGUCCUUUGCUCGAAAGGAUACUCUCCUGCGCCACAGCACCAUCCACCGCCACGGCGAUGAGACACACGGCAGCACUCCACGCCGCUGUGCCCAGGCUUGUAUUUCCUGUGCGAAACUCAAGCAGCGUUGUCGCGGCGGUCUGCCAUGCGCGCGUUGUCAGGAUACCGGUGCCGAAUGCAAGUACAGUCCGGGAAAGACCCCUGGUAUCAUAAAUAUCUCCUCGGCUCGACCGAGCGAGACACCCGCUAGUCGCAGCGGUAGUCUAAGGGCCAGCUCUAUUCCAACCGAUCAAGAUAAUAGCGAUGCCUAUAGCUACACGCCUAGGUCCCACGUGGCAAAUGGCCAUCCCCCCAACGCCGCCGCCGAUCAGCCUGCUUUGCAUCACAAUUUCAACAGCUCUGCCAGUAACAGCCAAGACAACCCUAAAUUUUCUCACACAGCGGCUGGGCACCCGGUUGCCGUGUCUACCAACUUUAACCCUUCGUCUUUGCAUAGUGAUCCUGAUCUCUAUACACGUGAGCAAUGGAGCUCCUCUCCGUCCCAUCAUGCAAACCAAAUAGUAAACGAAUUCGCCGCCGAGUGGGAUGCCCUGUCAUCUUACUUUCCAUUCCUUCCUAUAUCCGAGGAGCUUGGGGAUGCCCUUGAAACAACCCAUGUCAUGAUAGACCACAACCAACAGCGCAGCGUCGAACCACACAACCACUCCCCAAACCACCAAAUGCGGGGCCAAGCAGCGCCGGUCCCCUCAGUGAGUGUGCCAAACCAUUCGUCAGAUCAGGAUCCGUCACCUCCAGCCGUGAAUAGCUCUCGUUCUUACGGCGAAACCCCAUGCCGGCGAUUCCCAAAGACGCAGGACAGUCACCUGCAGACCGCCGAGACCGAGACAUUUGGCCAUGUCGGCCAUGUCCCCUCCCACGCAUAUGAGGGUUUGCGCAAUUUCUAUGCAGCGCAAUCCCAGGACAGUACACCGUCUUUUGUACCCAUACGUCUCAUCAAAGCCUUUGUUGAUCUCUACUUUGAAUAUUUUGAUCCUCAAUUCCCUUUCUUGCAUGUCUCGCAUCUUGAGGCCGAAGACUUACCUUGGAUCUUGCUCCUAGCCACUGCGGCUAUCGGAAGCUAUUAUUCGGAACUUGAUGAUAUACAAGACUAUACCUCGAUACUAUGCGACUUGCUGGGCAGAGCGGUAGAAAGUGAAGCUAUGGCACAGAUCAAACGACCGAGCAAGGCCCUCAUCCAGAGCACCUUCCUGCGCCAUAUCCACCUUUUGUCCUGCGGUCUGCACAAAGGGCUCCUCCUAUCCCAUUAUAAAAGACAGAUGCUCAUGUCCAUGUGCCGCGACAUGGCGUCUCGAAGGGACGCCGAGAGAACAUCCCGUCAGAACCUCACUAAGAGUAAUGAUGAGUGGGCAAGCUGGCUUGCGAUGGAAGAGGAAACACGCCUAGUGUGCUGCAUCUAUAACUUCAAUCUGUUUGAUAUCUCGAAGCAGAUGCCUUGUCCUAGUCGCACUUGGUAUGCCAAAGACGUCCAUGAAUGGAGGUCGAAGCAGAUGGAGUUUCAAGCUGUCCGAUUGCAGCAAGCAUCUUCCCAGGAACCCGCUCCGCCACCCGAGAUAGACUGCGAUCCCUUCUUGUCCAAGAUGAGUCUAGUGGCGCUGUACAACAAUGGGAAGAAUAACCAGCGGCAGCGCCGCGCAUCAAGACUCGCAAUGAACUCCUUUGGGUCCCACCUCAGAAGCAUGAGCCCUAGUAUCUCCAAAGCCCCCAUCCGCAUCUCUUCCAGCGAAAAUGAUGAUGAGACGAUGGAAAACUCUCUGCUGGAUGAAUCUAUCGACCACAUCUCGUUUUUGAUAGGAGAGGAACCAACCCGCUGCCACGCAACUCUCCAUCACAUCCUUGCUAUCCUCCGCUCCGUCCCUCUACGGACCUUGUUUGCGGGUACCGGUUGGCAAGCUGACACAGCCCAGGUGAUUAAACUCAAGGCCGAGUUUAAAGAAUAUCUGCAGCGCGAAGGAGCGCGGUCGAGAAAGUGCUUGUGGCACGCGGCGUGUAUUUCCAAGUUCAUACAAACCACGCGACGCCUUGCCCCAUACGACAUGUUCAGCAUCGGGAUAGCCACGUGCUACAUAGUACUCUACAUGGAGCUCCGGCCAGUCGAGUCCCAUCCGUCGCAGGCCACCCCGGCAGGGGACGCCAGUUCUAGGCAGCCAGGCGCUGCGGCGCGGCGGCGCACCGUGCGCCUCGAUCAGCUGUCUACCCGAGAGGAAGUCCAAGAUUGGGCCAGAAACGGCGGGGAUGCCGACAUCCACUUGACCAACGUGGGAAUCUUACGCGAGCCGGAUUCCCUCACGCGCUUCCUGCGGAUGACGGAGAAGGCCCUCUUACGCCAGGUUGCCUGGAGCGCGUUUUUCAGGGCCUGGGCCAAGAAUAUGGUCCAACUUAUUCAUGGAGAGAAGCCUACAUUGAACUGUGAAGACUACAACGAGGCAGAGCAAAGAAUUUCAUGA